This is a messenger RNA of Haemonchus placei, 216 nucleotides long. Lineage: Eukaryota; Metazoa; Nematoda; Chromadorea; Rhabditida; Trichostrongylidae. The record is from the annotation of a GenBank genome assembly.
AUGCGUCAAUCAUUGCGCGUUCUGGCUGCUAUGCUGAUGGAUCUGGCGAAGGAACUCAAGCGAUUGGACUCGCUCCAAACUACUGGAGAGGAGGUAGCAAAAGUGUCACAAUUACCUUUUAUUUCAUCACGGCUGAAGACCGGGCAAAUAGAAGACGUCUAUAAAAAUAUCGAAGAAAGAGCAAAGAGAAAGAAGAAAGACGGUCCGAGUCAGUGA